UGCAACCAGUAGUAUAAGGAGAGAAUCAAUUGAUUAUAGGCCAUAGCCACAUCUAAUCUAAUUGACACUUGGUAUAUAAAGGUCUCCACUAGGGUGUUGUUUAGUUUAUUGGUAGCAAGAGGAGAAAAAAAAUGGAGGAAGCACUUGAGACGAUGAUGAACAAAGUUCAAAUUUCUUCUUCUCCUGCAACAUACUGUGUUACUGGAGGCAAAGGUUAUCUUGGUUCAUGGCUUGUGGAGACUCUUCUUGAAAGAGGCUACAUUGUUCAUGCCACUGUUAGAGAUCCUGAAAAGUCGCUACACUUUCUGCCACUGUGGAAGGGAAAUGACCGAUUGAGAAUUUUCAAAGCGGAUUUGAAUGAAGAAGGAAGUUUCGAUGAGGCCGUGAAAGGUUGUGAUGGCGUUUUUCAUGUUGCAGCUUCAAAGGAAUAUAAGGUGGAUGAGACAGAAAACAUUGAGGCUUAUGUUCAAGCAAAUAUAAUUGAUCCUGCAAUCAAAGGAACCAUAAACGUUCUAAAGUCCUGCUUGAAUUCCAAUUCUGUGAAAAGGGUUGUUUACACAUCUUCAAUGAGUACCAUGAGUGCUAAAGACAGCAAUGGGAAGUGGAAACCUGUUGUUGAUGAAUCUUGCCAAAUCCAAACUGAACAUAUGGUGAAAACACAACCAAUUGGGUGGGUUUAUGCACUUUCAAAGCAUCUAACAGAAGAGGCAGCAUUUAAGUUUGCUAAAGAGAAUGGCAUUGACCUUGUGUCAGUCAUAACAACCGCUGUUGCAGGCCAAUUCUUCACUGCUAAUAACGUACCACCAAGUGUUAAAGUCCUACUGUCACCAUUAACAGGUGAACCUGAGUUCUUCAAGCUACUAUCUUCUGUAAAUGCACGAAUGGGGUCAAUUUCUGCUGUUCACAUUGAAGAUAUAUGCAGUGCACACAUAUUCCUAAUGGAGCAUUCUAAAGCAGAAGGUCGAUACAUAUGUAGCAGCCAAUGUUUUCCGAUCUCUAUGUUGGCUAAUCUUCUUGCCAAAGAGUAUUCCUACUCAAACAAGAAAAAGAUUGCUGAGAAAAAUUGUGAUAAAGUUCCUUCUGACAUUUCCUCAAAGAAAUUAAAAGAUUUGGGUUUUUGCUACAAGUAUGGGCUUGAAGAUAUAAUCCAUCAGACAAUUAUUUGUUGCCAAGAUUAUGGUUAUUUACCUCCAAUUAUACAAUAGUUUUUCAAAACUGUUGUACAUGAUUUUAAGACUUGUCUUGUUCUAUGAUCACAAAAAAAUAAAUGAAGUCAUAUUUUCAAAGUUAUUUCCA
Molecule: messenger RNA, 1296 nt
Organism: Cajanus cajan (pigeon pea)
Lineage: Eukaryota; Viridiplantae; Streptophyta; Magnoliopsida; Fabales; Fabaceae
Product: putative anthocyanidin reductase
Molecular function (GO): oxidoreductase activity, acting on the CH-OH group of donors, NAD or NADP as acceptor
Source: RefSeq, a predicted model, not a curated record